UUAUGCAUGUGUGAUGAUGUCAGGUGUCUAGGGCAACCUAGGGUUUGCAUGUGCAUGUAGGGUUUCACACAAGACAUUACACUUGUGAAUGAUUUUUUUCUAAGUCAUUUAUACUGUGAACACACUGGAAGCAUACAUGGCGCAACAUUUGACCUGGAAGAAGUCCAAGGAGUGAUAACAGUGGGGAGUCACCACUGUUGGGGCGCAAGUUUAUUGCCAUGGAAUUCUUUCUAAGUCAGAAACACAUACACUGUGAAGUCUAGGCGCAAACUCAAUAUACAUAUAUAUGUAUAUAUGUUUCUGGCGCAACUUGGUUAUAUAUUAACCAGGAGAGAGAACAGGGGAUGUGUUCACACUGUAUGGCGCAAGUACAAAGCAAUAGAAAUAUUUUAAGUACCAGGUCAUCUCUUCCUGGAGGUGUAUAAGCGCAAACUUUGACUCUAGUCAAAGUUGGCGCCACCCUCACAGUAAAGCCACUCUGCGCAACCUUGUGUCCCUGCAAAUUUGGCUAAGUCACUACAGUAGAGAGUGAAGGAAGGCGCAACAAUUGACUGGCGCAAGGUUUGACCAAGUAAUGCUAUUGUGUUUCAAGCUUAGAAUUUAUUCUAAGUCACAGACACACUAUGAAGCCAUGUAGAGCGCAAGUCCAGUGGCGCCAACUCAAAACCUGUUAACCAUGGUUAGUUUAUGAAAAGCCUAUAAAUACCCAUGGAUUUUGUUCUCAUUAGUAACACUCUCCACCACCUUUAUGGUGGAAUGGCUUUGUGCCUUGCACACUACUACACACAAAUAAAUCAUAGCUUAGUUUUGUAAUAUAUAUAUAUUUAGAAGCUAGGGUUUGUGAGUGUACGUAGUAGUAGCCAUUGUAGCCAACCUUCGGGUUUGGAUUUAUAGCACCCUUCGAGGUAUUUAUCAAUAUACAGAUAUACCUUGGAAAAUAUUGUGUGUUGGUUUAAUAUUUUAAUAUCCUCAGAAAUCGACCCAAUAAAUAUCCAGAACACGAAACCCAUUACAGAACUGCAAUUUGUUUAUCCGCAAGAUUCGAAAGAAUUUUAAAUUGUAGUGAGUAUCGUAUUCAACCCCCCCUUCUACGAUACUUUGGACCUAACAUUAAGAGCAUUUCGUACUACUUCUCAAGCCUUUUAAAGAAUUUUCAAGACUUUUUACCGACUUUAUGAGCCUUUUGUCUUAUCUUUCGAGCCUUUUUUCUAACUUUUCAGACCUUUCUUACGAAGAAGUCAUUCUUUUAAGUAAUAUCAUAAGUGUUUGUAGUAUCAUAAGUGCCCUCAAGCAUUUUCAUAUUUUUCCAGGGCUUUGAUAUUUUUAUUGGAAUUUUCAUGAUUUAAUUCCAAUUUUUCAAGAAUUUAAUGGGCCAUCAAAUAAUUUUCAAAAUAAAUUGAAAUUAAAAUUUCAAUUUUUCGGAAUUUAUCCUGAAUUUUUGGAAUUUUUCGAGAAAAAAUAAGCGUCUUUGGAUGUCCACGUCGACCUCGGGAUCAACCAGGUCGAUUUGGGGCGCUCAUGGGCGCCUAGGCCGACCCUGGGGCUCACCCAGGUCAAUUUAGGGCACUCUGGAUCGUCCAUGUCGACCUUGGGGCUCACUCAGGUCGAUUUAGGGUGCUCUGUGACGCCCAGGUGAUCCUGAGACUCGCCCAGAUUGAUCUAGGUGCUUUGGGGAGCCCAGGUCGACCUUGGCAUGCCCAAGUCGACACUAGGGCGUUCUGGGGCGUGCUGACGCGUUUUGGGGCGUCCAAGUCAACUCUGGGGCUCAUCCAGGUCGAUUUAAGGGCACGCUGGGACGUCCAAGUUGAUCUUAGGGUUCAUCCAGGUCGAUUUAGGGCACCCAGGUUCAGCCUAUAGCAUUUCUCAAUUACGACUUGUAACUGGCGCUUAAACUUGAUAUAAUGCCCCGAGAUAUGGGACACGGUCAAUAUUUGAAAAAAUUUGUAAAUAUUUAGUAAAAAUUAAAAAUAUGCCUUUAAGUAUUGGAUGCAGCUAAUUGAGGAAAUUCGUAAAUAAUUUUAGAAAAAAUUUUAAAAUGUUUCCCAAGUAUUGGCGCUACUAAUAUUGGGGGAACUUGAAAAUAAUUUGAAAAAAUCGAAUAUGUGCCCCCCGAGUUUUGGAUGUGGCCAAUACUGAACAAAUUUGAAUUUGAAAAUGUGCCCUGAAGUAUUGGACGCGUCCAAUAUUGAGGAAGUUUGUAAAUAAUUUGAAAAAAUUAAAAAUGUGCCCCCAAGUAUUGGACGAGACCAAUAUUGAGGGAAUUUGUAAAUAAUUUGAAAAAAAUUGAAAAUGUCCUCCAAAUAUUGGAUGCAACCAAUAUUUGAGGAAAUUUGGAUAACUUUAAAACGUGCCCCCCAAAUAUUAGAUGUGGCCAAUAUUUCAAAAUUUUGAAAUAAAUAAAAUUUUCUCCCAAGUAUUGGACGCUGCCAAUAUUCAGGAAAUUUAUAAAUAAUUGAAGAUGUGGUUGAGAUUGUAGACUAGGGUUCGUGAUUACAGAGAAAACUUUUCUCCACAAGGUUCUCGCUCUUAAGAAUUAUCAAUGCUCACAAUUUGCCCGUGUACCCCUUUUUAUAGGAGAUCAAGUCAUAUGUAGUUCUAAUCUCCUAAGAAACCUACUUGGAUUCAGUUUCCCCUCUCGUCGCCUUUUUAAAAGGGGUCCAAUACAAUGAUAACUAGUCAUGGGCCUAAAAGCAUGCUGAUUCGCCCAGGACUUUUCGAAUCUCACUCGGAUCGCAUUCUCCCAGACUCAACUGUCGCUCCAUGACUUACCCCAAAUGUAAGGGCGCAUAUAUACUCCCCAGUGAGGACCACUCAUCAGACUAUAGAGAUAGUGUCUUACAAGGUAUGUAUUUGUGAAGAUUCCACAAGCUCCCUGAUGAAGACUACCCGCCAGAAUACAAAGCAAGGCCUUCCCCAGUCUUUGGCCUCUACCUCCCAAAGAGGAUUGCUGAUCAGAAUACAAGGUAGAGUCUUCAACAAUCAACAUAGUAAGUUUCAUUCAUACUUAGAGACGUCCCCAAACACAACAUGUUCCCUCUUGUCCAAUGAAUCUUCAUGUAUAGUAUUUCCUAUGUAAAACCAAUCGAAUGCAUCUCCUCCAAACAGGGCACGUCCUCGUUAGAGGUCUUCUGGGAGGUGCCAGAUAUGUCGGCGCGCCCACAUAUUGCCCAACCCAAUCUUUGUACAUAUCUCAAUCAUUCAGAUGGAUGGGUCUGGCCAUAAAACAGGUCUUUCAUAUUUUUUAGUAUAAUCAUUUUCAAAUUUUGUGAGAAUAUUUUUAUAAUUUUAUAAAAUUUAAAACGAUAAAAAUAUGUCAAUUUUUUUCAAGAGAGACAUGUGUCUCCCGUAUAUCUUACUAGAUGUGUCCUGACUAUAUGGAAAAAAAAAUUAUAAUCACAAUCUUACGAGUCGUCACUGGGUAAUUUGAAUACACUCACCAUUUAUAUUUGAUAGGAUCUGUUUUGUCCAAUAAAUAUCUAUAUUAUAAGCAUGAUUGGAUAGCCCAGUGGUGGGUUUAUCCUCUAUUGUCCUAAGACAUCCGGGUCGACUCUGGCUCACCCCGAGAAUUAUUAGAUGGAUACUAAUUUAUAAUGCAUAUAAGUUUGCAUUUUCAAAAAAAAUAAAAAAUAUCCAUAUUAUAAUUAGAAAACAUAUAUGCGGAUUAACACGAAAAUGUGACAUAAUCACAAUCUUAUCACAUGUAAUCGUCACACAUUUUAUAUGUUAUCACCAUCACUAGAAGUGACUAAUCACCAUUAAUCAAUCAAUUAUGAAAAAUAUGCAUGCAUAUUCUCCUCCUACAAUUAUUAACUCCAUCUAUCUAAUCUCCCAGCUGCAAACUUGCCAAGUUGAAUCCCUAUCCAGCAGCAAAACUCGGUUAUAGGCCCCCACCUCAAGCAAUGAAAUUUGAAUAGUUGACGCAAUUUCAUACAUCUAUUUUUUAUACUCCCUCUGUCCCAUUUAAUUCUAUACGUUUCUUUUUCAUUGCUCGACACGCACUUCAAUGCUCUUAUAAAACAUAGUUCUAUAACUUAUUUUUAAAAUUUUCUUUUUCUGAAUAAAAAUAUAACAUCCAAACUUUUAUACAGAAAAGAAAAAUCUUAAAAAUAAGUUAUAGAAUUAUAUUUUACAGGAGCAUUAAAGUCCGUGACGCGUCCCCGUUCCCCAAUGUAUAUAACUCAGGGGGACGGAGGGAGUAUAUCAUUUAAUAAUGUGAAUGGAGUCAUUUUAUUUUAUUAUCGGAGCCUAUUGUCCCACAAAAUGAUUGUUAUCACUACCCCACAUUGUGGAUCCCGGACGGAGGGUGACGGGGAAAUAAGGGUUGAACUGAAUUGAGAUUGAAGGAAAAAAAAUUCAUCUACGAAAUUAAGGAUAUUAAAAAAUAUCAAAUUGUUGAGAUAUUUAAUUAAAUUUGGAUUAUACAGUAAAAUUCAAUGAUAUUUAAUAAGAAUUUAAAUUGAUUAAAAAUUUAAUUGUAUUCAAUUAAAUUAUUUAAAAUCUAUUAAAAUAUGAUGGUAUGUUGGUGGAAUUUUUUGAACAUUAUAAAAAUGAAUAAUUCUGUGAGAUAGUUCAGUAUGUUUUAUACUUUUUGAAAGCCCAUCAUAAUUUAUGAAAUUUUAAAAAAAAUAUAUUUAAAUAAUCCUAAGCACGCAACAUUAAUAUUACGAUAUUUUAUAUAAAAUCUACAAUUAAAAUCAUAUACAAUCCAUCUAAAUUUAUAACAAAAAUAAUAUUUAAAUACACUAUUCACGACUUUCAUCGUAGAUUAUCCCAUUGCGCUCAUUAUAUCUCCAUCUCCGAUUCCGAUUCCAGAUAAGAGGACAAAACAUCUUUUACAUAAACAUAUUAACUCUUAAUAGAAACUUCUCCAUUUUCUAUUUCUUUUUCCCUUCAAUUAUUGAUACUAUUCUCAUCUUCCUUUACCUCAGCUUUCUCUAUCUAUAUCUUCACAUCACCUUCUGGACCCCUACCAUGCACACUUCCCUCAUAUUCCCACGUCUCAUAAUAUUUGUUAAACACGGAUCCUUAAUACUCAUAUUUAUUUUUGCAAAACACAAAUUUAGUUCAAAUGUCGCAUAACAAUACCUAAUUCCGGAGGUCAAAUACAUUUAAAUACUCACGCAUUCAUACUUUUACCGAUAUAUGAGCUAUCGACUUGCUUAACUACGUUAUGCUCUUAUAGAUACAUAGCUAUCGACUUGCUUAACUGUGUUACACUCUUACGGAUACAUGAGCUAUCGACUUGCUUAACUGCAUUGUUAUUUGUUAAGUAUGGUAAUUUGAUAGCCGCCAUAUUAACGGAAGUAUGGAGCAUACAUUUUGAUAUGGAAUAACCCGGGUUCCCCGGACCCGGGGCCCACUCUAGGACCAUGGUCCUCGGAAAGCACAUCAUCCCAGACCCUACUCGGGUACAUCACCCGGGUUAGGAAUUGGACCCGGGUAACUCCUAACCACACCCCUCGACCGGGGUCCAAACAUGUACCAGCCGACAACUACUGCACGAGGCACAGACUGACACGAUGAAGACAAAUAUAACGGUCAACUACUGGCGAUAGAGACAAGCCAGGGAACAUUCCAAAAGACUACUUCUACGCCGACACCUGGACACGUGUAGGGGAUCAAACCCCUACACGUGUAGGACCAGGAUCCAGGUACGCACCCCCGAACCCUAAUCCUUGGCCUAUAAAUAGACCAAAGAUCAAGAGUCUGGGGGUUAACUUCACUCUCUCAUUUACACUCAUUCAUACACACACUUACACUCAGCAUAUACUAAAACACUCUCAGCCACCAGCCACCAGCAACCACCACACAUACACCUUCACCCACCACACAUAGAUAACACUUUCUCUAACCUUUAUCCUUCCGAAACCUACGCUUACUCUCACGCCGGAGGCGCUUUGGGGCAAAACCCCCCGCCGGCGUUGUUUUGUAGGCUCCCAUCCAGCAGCUACACCACGGAACCACCAGUCACGGCGGAGGAAGGACCGGGAUCGGAGACUGGCGUUAUCACAUUUCAACGUUUCGUGAUAAAACUGUAGAUGCAAGAGAAGAGAAUAUCUCACGGGAGAGAAUCCACAAAUACAUGUUCAUGGAAGGACUUUUCAUGAAAUAACUAGGAGCUUUCAUUUUCCAUUUCUUGCUUCUCUUUCCUUCCAAUUUGUUUGCAAGUGUAUUGAUUCUUUUCUUCCACUAUGGUUCCAAGAAAAGCAAAAAAAGUAGGAAAAUUGAAUAUUAAUCGAGCACCUUCAUGAUCACUUUAUGAACUUAAUAAGAAUCCAUUAGUCCAUGAAGACUACACAAUAUUUUGAUCGCAAAUGAUCUAAAUAAUCAACAUCGUAAAAAUCAGUUGAUUCGGUUAAGAUGGUCCCCAAAAAGCAGAGGUCCAUCAAUUCGAUCAAUUCGAUUUUAACCGAGUACUUGAAUGAGUAUUCGGAUGAAUGAGAAAUUCCAUCAGUAUAUUUAGAUUUUCAAAAUUCAACGAGAUCAAAUUGAAUUCUGAAACUUCAAAUUCGAUUUUAACCGAGUACUUCAUGAAUGAAAAAUUCGAUUGAAAAAUUCGGUCAGAUUUCCAGAAUUCAACGAGGUGAAAUUGAUUUCUCAAACUUCAAAUUAAAUUAUCUUGGAUUUGUAUAACCAACCUUGAAUAGAUAGAUUAGAUAGUCAUCACACAAUUAAAACACUAUACUCAACAGGACAGUUUACAUCAGAAAGCGACUAGCCUCAUCUCAAGAGAAUACAACUAGUUCAGUUAAAUUAUCAGGCUAUAAUAAUGUUGAAAAACUAUUACUGGGGUCUACUCUCUUUAAAUUCUUCGAAUGUCAUAUAUUAAAGUGCCUUUUCACAGUCCUAUAAAUCUUUCCCUGCCUUUAAACUCUGACAUGUAACUCAUCUACUUAAGUUUCAAGUCCUCUGCAUCUCUUACACCAUAAACUCCAAGCCAUGCCUGCUAAUGAGUUGUCGAGUUGCGGCGAAGAAGGUUCUGAGCUCAGAAGAGGUCCAUGGACUUUCGAAGAGGACUCUAAGCUUAUUCGUUACAUUACCUGUCACGGUGAAGGGCGCUGGAAUCUGCUAGCGAAUAGUUCAGGAUUAAGGAGGACAGGAAAAAGUUGUAGAUUACGAUGGCUGAACUACUUGAAACCUGAUAUUAAGCGCGGUAAUCUUACCCCACAAGAACAACUUUUAAUCCUUGAAUUACACUCUAAAUGGGGCAAUAGAUGGUCCAAAAUAGCUGCACAUCUACCAGGAAGAACAGAUAAUGAAAUCAAGAACUAUUGGAGGACGCGAGUUCAGAAGCAGGCUCGACAGCUUAAGAUCAACUCCAAUAGCAAGAAGUUCAUUGAGGCGCUUCAGCAUUUCUGGAUGCCUCGUUUGCUCGAGAAAAUGGAGCAAAAUUCAGCACAGCCAUCAUUGUUAUCUUCUCCUUCGACAAAAGAAACAGAAAACUCUGAAAGCGGUUCUAAGCUGACUAAUUCAAUCGCGAUAGGAUCAUCAUCACAAAACUCUAUGGCAAUAUUGGAGCAGACUAAAAGCUCAGACUACGAAAAUCCAUUGGAAAAUAACAGUUACCAUGUGGAUAGUACUGGCUUUGCUAAGGAGAGUUUCAGAGAGCUAGACAUAUCUGACUUGGAGUCUAAUGAAUUCUCAUUCUCCGACUGCCAGAUGGCAAAAGUUGACUGGACUAAUGACAUUGCAGGUGCUUUUUGGGACAUCGGUGAAUCAUGGGAGUUCCUGAAGUAGAUAUAAUGUACAUCAUUAUAAAGUGGCCUUCUACUAUUAAGAGGCAUUAUGAUAUAAAAGGCAAAGUUAUUGAUAUAUAAUUAGCCUGUUUAGAUAUAAGUAAUAUGCAGAAUCAGGGUUAGUGAUUGUACAGAGGUUUGUAAUGGAUUAAAUAUUAAAGAUUUUGGGAUCAA
Messenger RNA from Daucus carota subsp. sativus, 7910 nucleotides. Its product is annotated as MYB-like transcription factor EOBI. The record is from RefSeq and is a predicted model, not a curated record. Bases 6940 to 7737 code for a protein of 265 amino acids. Lineage: Eukaryota; Viridiplantae; Streptophyta; Magnoliopsida; Apiales; Apiaceae. Gene Ontology annotation, biological process: regulation of DNA-templated transcription. The transcript is spliced from 3 exons. Gene Ontology annotation, molecular function: DNA-binding transcription factor activity; sequence-specific DNA binding. Gene Ontology annotation, cellular component: nucleus.